CCGGCAGCACGGCCCCCGCCCUCGCCGUUGCCAUGGCGGCGUCCCCUCCUGCGGUCGCCAUGGCAGCGCGCCUCCCCGCGGGGCGGGCCGGCGGUGACGCGGCGGAGGUGACGCGCGGGGCGGUGGUAGCGGGGCGGUGGUACCGGGCCGCUCGGCGCUGUCUCCUUGUCCCCAUCACGGCUCCCGCUCGGCCCCCCCGCGCCGCCAUGUCCGCGCCCGGCAGCGGCGGCGACUUCGGGAACCCGCUCAGGAAGUUCAAGCUCGUCUUCCUGGGCGAGCAGAGCGUUGGGAAGACCUCCCUGAUCACCAGGUUUAUGUAUGACAGUUUUGACAAUACUUACCAGGCAACCAUUGGAAUUGAUUUCCUGUCCAAAACAAUGUACCUGGAGGACCGCACGGUGCGGCUGCAGCUCUGGGACACGGCGGGGCAGGAGCGCUUCCGCAGCCUCAUCCCCAGCUACAUCCGCGACUCCACCAUCGCCGUCGUGGUCUACGACAUCACCAACUUGAAUUCUUUCCAGCAAACCUCCAAGUGGAUCGAUGACGUCAGGACAGAGCGAGGCAGUGAUGUCAUCAUCAUGUUGGUGGGGAACAAAACUGACCUGGCAGACAAGAGGCAAAUCACCACAGAGGAAGGGGAACAGAGAGCCAAAGAGCUGAAUGUGAUGUUCAUUGAGACCAGUGCAAAGACUGGCUACAAUGUGAAACAGCUUUUCCGCCGUGUGGCUGCUGCCUUACCUGGGAUGGACAGCACACCAGAGAAGAGCAAAGAAGACAUGAUUGACAUCAAACUAGAGAAGCCCCCCGAGCAGCCAGUCACGGAGAGCGGGUGCUCCUGCUAACAGCCCCUGCCAGCAGCACCCCCGGAGAACAUCCUGCUCAUUGCCACCCCUCUGGGGCUGGAAACCAUUCCUCAAGAGAGAAUCCCUGUGUACUGGUGGGGAGCAGCCCCGGCCGCCCCUCUCACUGCAUGGUUUGAGCCCUGAGUGCAGAAUGAGUGUCCUGUCUUUUGAGUUUUAUUUUUUUAUGUUGUUGCACUUUGGCACCGUGGUGCCCUUCACAUUCCCUCUUUCUCUCUCUCUUCCUCCCUUUCUCCCCCUGUUCCCACCUGGAGCCUCCCUGCUCAGAUGUAUCUUGUGAAUGCCAUGGAAAAGCUGCCGAGUUAGGGAAGACAAAAAUGAAGCUUUGGAGGGUGGGUUUUCCACCUUCCCUCCUGCCUUGCAUCCUCCCCCUGCCUUCUCCAGCCCCCUGUCCUGCAUCCCCACUUCCUCUGGUAAAAGGCUGCUCCUUAAACUUCAACCAGUCACUUGGACUUGCCUUUUUGGACUCUGCAGGUUCCCUGUUCCAGGCUUUGCUUCCCGCAGGGCACACACCCCAUGAGCUCCCUGGUUUCUCCUUUCUGUGGAUGAUCCUGGCUAACUCUUGCUCACAGCCUCUCAGUUUUGCCCCUGGAGUCACACAGGGCCCUGGAAAGCCCCAGACUCUGAGAGCUUUGGCCUUGUUGCUCCCAUUUGUGUGGCAGGGACAUCCCAGAGCCUGCUCCCCUCCACUGGAAUCUUUUCCCAUCCAGAGGAUGUUGGUGAGUGUUGGCUGCAGACGUGGGGGAGGAGGAGGGAACAGAGGCUUUGCAGCAUGAGGCUGGGUGGGGAGAGAUCCUCAGGGAUUCUGGAAGUAAAUAGUGACCUGGAAUCCAUCACUGCAGGGGCAAUACCUGCCCUGGGAGUCAUGGAUGCUCCUCAGGCUCCUUCCCUGAUCUCCCUUCUCCUGUUCCUCAUCACGGGAGCAGGAGAGCCACAGCAGAGGGAAGGGCAACAUUCCACCCUCAUUCCCAGACUGCUGCUUGAUGGAAUCAUUCCCAUUGUCUCUGCCCUUGGAGCAGAGCUCUGGGGUGGGACCAGCAGCCAUUUCACUCCUGGGGGAGUUUUUACCUUUGCCAAAGCUGAGGGGAGCAGUGGCAGGGAAUUCCUGUCACAGGGGGUGGAGGAUUGGAGGACUGGAUGCUGCUGAAGGGAAUUCUGGUGUCACUCCCCAACCUUGGAGGUUGGGAACUGCCUCCUUUCCCCCAGCCCCUGGUUUUGAAUUAACUCAUAGAGCUUUUCAGAGAUGUCCUGGGGUUUUGGUUGGUUUGUCAGUUGGCAGAGAGGAGAAUUGCACUGUCCUUUCCCCACCUGGCCUGUGUGACAGGAGGACGCUGUGGUAGGACAGUGACCACAGUGUGGGGGGUCAGUGACACUCCCUGCCCUCCCCUGGCAGGGUGUCUCUCACUCCCUGACACCUGAGGAGGGGAGGGGACAGCGCUGAGCUCCCCAGAGUCCCCUCCCUCGGGGCGAGCUGGCUGCAGGAGGAGGCUGGGAUGUGAGUCCCCAUUGAUCCCUGCCCUCGGGAAGCUGCUCCCAUUCCUGUACAUAGCCCAUUGUGGGAAUUGCUGGUGUCAGUGUCCGUGUCUGUAGAACAGGUGUUGCUGUCCCUCUCACUGGCAGCUCUGCUGUCCCUUCGUGUUGUUCGAGUCACGGACCGGGGCGGGAGGGGGGAUACCCCAGUUAGGGGGCGGGGGGUGAUUAGUGGAAUCCAAUAGUUCCCUUCCCAUGUUUUUCUGGAUGUGUUCCUGCCGUGUGUCCGGCCCUGCUGUCUUGUAGCUGUAGCGAGUAAGUGUGACUGUAACUCUGAGUAAGGACUGUGUGACACAGCCACAGUGUAUCACUAAAUAAAUAAAGUUAUUUCACCAACA
This is a messenger RNA of Oenanthe melanoleuca, 2728 nucleotides long. RefSeq names its product ras-related protein Rab-6A-like. The transcript has 8 exons. NCBI's taxonomy places the organism in Eukaryota, Metazoa, Chordata, Aves, Passeriformes, Muscicapidae. Gene Ontology annotation, molecular function: GTPase activity; GTP binding. The record is from RefSeq and is a predicted model, not a curated record. The coding region runs from base 33 to 842 and encodes 269 amino acids.